AUGGGCAGCCGGCCCCGCAGUCCCAGCGCCUGCCUUGCGCCCUGGUGGGGACAGCAGCCAGGAGGACCAGGCCCUGCCAAGCGCAGCCGAUUGGAGGAGCCCGCGGGCCCCGAACCCCGCGCGGCGCCCAGCCCGGAAGACCCGGCGGGGAUCCUGGCCGUGGACGCGCUCACCUCCGUGGUGGUCCUGGCCGCGGGCUGUGCCGUGCGUGUGCCGCUAGAGAACGUCGACCUGGUGCUGGAGCUCGCGCCAAUGUCGGUCCUGCAAGUGUCUCUUGGUGGACACACCCUCAUCCUGAUCCCCGAGGUCCUCCUAAGCUCCGUUGACGAACGCUCAGGAGCGCAGGGCGACUCGUCUGCCGGCCUGGAAGUGGACGUUUUCCUGGGCGCUCAUGGGGAAGACGUCGUCGUCGAGCAGGAAGUCUUCUGCGCAUCUGUCCCAGAGAUCGCUGCCCAGGAAGAGGCCUACGAGGAGGACCCGGACUCUGAAUUCCCGGAGCUCUGCAUGGACUCCGCAUCCGGCUCAGCCGCUGGGCUCUACCCCUCCGCUGGAAGUAUGUUUAGCCCCUACCGGGAGGGCCCCAUCCCAGGGCCCUGUGCUCCGGCCUCCAACCCCAGUUCAGAGAGACGCUCUCCAAGCCCCAUCUUCGACCCGGAAUUCCACCUUCUGGAGCCUGUCCCCAGCUCACCUCUCCAACCUCUACCUCCCUCUCCAAGUCCAGAUCCCCACGCGCGCCCGGAGCUCCCAGAGCGCCCUCCGUGCAAGGCCCGGAGACGCCUGUUCCAGGAAUGA
Molecule: messenger RNA, 792 nt
Organism: Piliocolobus tephrosceles (Ugandan red Colobus)
Lineage: Eukaryota; Metazoa; Chordata; Mammalia; Primates; Cercopithecidae
Product: proline-rich protein 23C
Exons: 1
Coding region: 1-792 (263 amino acids)
Source: RefSeq, a predicted model, not a curated record